AUGACUCACAAACAGCGAGCCAAAGAAGAAAAUUCAGAUGUGAUGGGCACUCUGACGAUGGCUUCAGCAAGCAUAGAAGUUUACGAGUCUACCAAUCCUGCCAAGUCUGACUCCGAAGCUGUUGAAGUCACCCCUGCGAGUCAAUGCCUGACUUGUGUUGAUCUUGAGAAUGAGACAAAAGAACCAGCGGGCGACAUCGUUGACGUAGAAAUCAAAGUCGUCGAAGCCAAGUCAGAGGAUGACCGGAACCAGAAACCGGUAGCAUCUUUAUACUGCCCGAGGAAUGGACGAUCUCAUGCGACCCUACUUGAUUUCGGCAUUACUGAAUGCCCGAAGUGCGACCAAGGUUUGAUUUCUAGGAGACAUCAGCCAUACGAGUCGGACGAAUCUUCGACCUCGUCUGAUGAUGAGGGAUCGGUUGCCGCGUCCGAGGACCAGGAGAACGACAAUACCUCGCCGGCAAUCACUUAUUCCCUGGAGUAUCGAGACGCUGGCAAUUACCAUAUCGGCACAGUACCUUGGGCGGGUCCUUUUGAUCUCUCUGCUGCCCGGAAGGACCUGAAAGAAAAGGAGCGCGUCAUAUGCGAUGUUGUCACUGUUCUUGAUACUUCUAUUCCUGAGUUUUCUCAUCGACACCCUAGUGAAAAAGCAGAGAUCCUUGAAAAGGGAAUUCUUGGUAAUUCUAAUAUCCAGCUUAAGGUUAGCUCAACCAAGCUGGCCAUUCGCUCGAAGGCCCUUCUCAGGGUAUUCGCCACUGUGGAAGGGGUAAAGAACCGCAAUACUGUCGCCCAGCCUGCAUGCGACAAAGAGGCAUUCGAUCAUCUAGGAUUGCUCUUCGAUUUUCUGAAGAGCUCUCAUUAUACGACACAUAUUACCGACGAGCAGGAGCGACAUACCCGCAACCUAUGUACAUUUCGAAUGUUAUGGUUGCUCUUCAAGCCUGGUGAAACGGUUUAUAUGGAGUCUGGCGGCCAGCUGUAUGCCUACGUUAUUAGGUCCAUGGAGGUGGACAAAAGAAUCCUCUCUGCCACCUCUCGUUUGCAAUCCCCACCAUAUGUUAUUGAAUUGUGGAAUCUCGAUUUUGACGGACGUUUUGUUGGAAGAGCAUCCACCUUCGUCACCAUCGCACAUUUCGAUGGGGAACGACAGGUCACAUCGCUCAAGAUCUUUCCAUGCGAGUUCAUUGACAGACAGGACGACGGAAAAACCCGAAGAAACCUGGAAGACCUUGGUGCAAAAUGGUCCAUCCAAACGACAGGUGAAUAUUCGCUAUUCUCAACUUCUACACAUCGUUCUAAUGCCCAAAAACAGUUCCAAGGUCGCGUGUAUGUUGAUUCUACCUCAUAUUAUGCCCAGAAUAGCCAUGCAGCGCCAAAUAUAUGCGAGGUAGAUGAUAUGGGAGAAGAACUUGCCAAUUGCCUCUGCGAAGAGUGUCAUGGCCGAAGAUCCCACCCGUUGCCUGGCUUUCGGUGGGCGGAUUAUGACCUUCUGGACCCGAACGUCAAAUUGGACCUUGAGCUUCCAGGCUCACUAGAAGGCCCUCGGCAUCGAUACCUGCUUUGCAGUAGAGUGAUGCAUGGUUUCAUUCUAAAGUCUAGGACAUGGGCGAAAUUGAACAAUGCAUUUUGCUCUGAGCCAAAGGUCAACAAGAGAGCCAUCGACAGCCUUGUUAUGCCUGAAGCCAGGAAGGAGAUGAUAAGAGCCCUCGUCCAGAAAUUCACGGAUCCGAGUGGUGAGAAAAGCGCCAAAUCCUGGGGGGCUGAUUUCAUCGAGAAUAAAGGAGAAGGUCAGAUAUUCCUCCUUCAUGGCAGUCCUGGUGUGGGAAAAACGUUUACUGCAGGCAACUUAAAUAUCAUCGAGCAAAAUUGCCAUAUUCAUAUACUAACCCAGCCAGAAUGUAUCGCUGAAUACACCGGCCGAGCGAUGCUCUCUCUGACUUGUGGAGAUAUUGGAACUGAUGAGGUUGAAAUGGAGAAUCAGCUUUCUAGAUGGUUCCGGCUGGCCGAAAAAUGGGGCGCAGUAAUGCUAAUUGACGAGGCGGAUGUGUACCUCGAGAGAAGGCAGAUUACUGAUCUCAAGCGGAAUAGUCUGGUUUCGGUCUUCCUACGAUGCAUUGAGUACUAUCGAGGCAUCUUGUUCCUGACGACUAAUCGGGUUGGCCAUUUCGAUGAUGCCUUUGUUUCAAGAAUCCAUGUCGUCAUUCGCUACGACAAUUUGAAAGACGAAGACCGGAAAAGAAUUUGGGAACAGUUUUUCAAUAAACUGACCGAUGAACGAGACGAUUUCAUUAUAACUCGACGCGCCAAGUCCUAUGUCCUGGAAGACGACGUAAUUAGCAAAAUGGAAUGGAAUGGUCGGGAAAUCCGCAAUGCCUUUCAAACCGCAGUGGCACUUGCAGAAUACAGAUUUUCUCAGAAGCCAGACAAGUCAAAAGACGACGGGCCUACCCUGGACCAGAAAGACCUCGAACAGGUCUGCAAUAUGACCCGGGAGUUCAAGGAGUACCUGACCAAAGUGCAUGGUGUUGAUGAAGAAUUCCGUGCAUUCCAAGCGAAAGCCAGGGCCGCUGAUGGCGUGAGCAAUUAG
Messenger RNA from Penicillium subrubescens, 2586 nucleotides. RefSeq lists its product as uncharacterized. The transcript is spliced from 7 exons. NCBI's taxonomy places the organism in Eukaryota, Fungi, Ascomycota, Eurotiomycetes, Eurotiales, Aspergillaceae. Gene Ontology annotation, molecular function: ATP binding; ATP hydrolysis activity. Bases 1 to 2586 code for a protein of 861 amino acids. The record is from RefSeq and is a predicted model, not a curated record.